Messenger RNA from Myotis davidii, 2109 nucleotides. RefSeq names its product phospholipid phosphatase 7 (inactive) (gene PLPP7). The record is from RefSeq and is a predicted model, not a curated record. Gene Ontology annotation, molecular function: sphingosine-1-phosphate phosphatase activity. Bases 551 to 1366 code for a protein of 271 amino acids. Lineage: Eukaryota; Metazoa; Chordata; Mammalia; Chiroptera; Vespertilionidae. The transcript is spliced from 3 exons. Gene Ontology annotation, cellular component: nuclear envelope.
GCCCAGGAUGAUGCUGUCGUGACGUCACUCACUCCGUCUGGUGCCCGGAGAGGCCUCCAGCCCGGGCUCCACUGUCCAGUCCGUGGGACCAAGUCCAAGCUGCCCGGGCCGGUGGGAAGGCCAGCCUGGCUCGCAGGGGCCUGGACGGCUCCGAGGGAAGCUGGGAAAGAAGGGGCUGAGUCCUGGACAGCUGCGGCCAGGGCAGCCGGAGGACUACAUUUCCCAGCGUCCCCCAAAGCCUGGGAGCGAGCCAUUGGGAGAUUUAAAUAGCCCAGGCCCGAGGCAGGGCCGCAGCUGUGGACUCCUCCGCCCCCCUGGCGGCUCCAUUGGCGCCCGGCGGCCACGGUGGGCUCGAUUGGCUGCCCAGCUGGCACUGACGUCCCCGGAGCCGGGCGGCAGCCGGAGGUAAACAGCCAUGUGCAAUCCUCCGCUCUAUAUUUAACCGUGGAGGAGGCAGGCAGGGAGGUGGCCGCUCUGGGGGCAGCUCUUGCCUCGGGGAGAAGGCCCUCGCCGCAGGCCUGGCACCGGCCCUCACGGUGCCAGCGUCGCCAUGCCGGGCUCCCAGAGCCGGGCCCGGGCCCGGGACCGCAACAACAUCCUCAACCGGGCCGAGUUCCUGUCCCUGAACCAGCCCCCCAAGGGGGUCCCAGAGCCCCGCAGCUCGGGUAGGAAGGCCUCCGGCCCCUCGGCGCAGCCCCCACCCCCCGGCGAUGGGGCCCGGGAGCGGCGCCAGUCCCAGCAGCUGCCCGAGGAGGACUGCAUGCAGCUGAACCCCUCCUUCAAGGGCAUCGCCUUCAACUCCCUGCUGGCCAUCGACAUCUGCAUGUCCAAGCGGCUGGGGGUGUGCGCCGGCCGGGCCACGUCCUGGGCCAGCGCCCGCUCCAUGAUCAAGCUCAUUGGCAUCACGGGCCACGGCAUCCCCUGGAUCGGGGGCACCAUCCUCUGCCUGGUGAAGAGCAGCACGCUGGCCGGCCAGGAGGUGCUCAUGAACCUGCUUCUGGCCCUGCUCCUGGACAUCAUGACGGUGGCCGGCAUGCAGAAGCUCGUCAAGCGGCGCGGCCCCUUCGAGACGAGCCCCGGCCUCCUGGACUACCUGACCAUGGACGUGUACGCCUUCCCCGCCGGCCACGCCAGCCGCGCGGCCAUGGUGUCCAAGUUCUUCCUCAGCCACCUGGUGCUGGCCGUGCCCCUGCGCGUGCUGCUGGUGCUCUGGGCCUUCUGCGUGGGGCUGUCCCGCGUGAUGAUCGGGCGGCACCACAUCACGGACGUCGUCUCGGGCUUCGUGCUGGGCUACCUGCAGUUCCGCCUGGUGGAGCUGGUCUGGAUGUCCUCCAACACCUGCCAGAUGCUCAUCUCCGCCUGGUGAGCGGCCGCCUGGUGAGCGGCCCGGCUCCCGGCUGGCGCUGGCGACCUGCCCUGUGCCAGGCCCCGCGUGGGGACAGCCCUGCUGGGCGUCUGCUCUGCAGGGCACAGGUGAGAGCCAGGAUGGCAGGAGCGGGACCGCAUCUUGUCUUGUCCUUUCGUCAUCCUGACUGUUGAGUUCGUGGCGGUGCCCACCGGGCCACACGGUACAACACCUGGCAAAAUACCCCGACCCGCCACCGACAGAGGUGCCAUUCACGGUCAUGGACAGCUGAGGGCCGCACUCUCCGAAGGGCGCCCCUUGGACGCCAGCCUGGGAAGCAAAAGGGUUUUGUGGUCAAAUCCACGUGGGAAAUGCUGCAUCCUCUGCCCCCUGGUGGACGCUCACGGGGUGUGCGUGUGGUAAAGGCUCUGACAAGUCCUGCAGAAACGAUUCCUGUGGACCUUGUACCAUGUUUCCUAAGCUGAUGUGACCACAGCCCUUUUCUCCUGCGAGAGCUGUGAACCCCAAGAAACCGCUGCUUCCUCGAGCUCGUGUGGGAGACGCUGCCCGGAGCUGAAGGGCUGAGGUGUGAGCGGGCCUCUUCCAGCGCCGCCAGUGCCACCGCCUGUGGGCGCCCACGGCCCGUGGGCAUCGGUGCCACUUUGGCCCCCAGGGGCCGGACCCGUGUGACCUAAUAGGUCGUUUCCAAGUCAACCGUUGUGUACGUGCGUCUCAUGUGACAAUACAGAUGCUAUUCAAGGGGA